Molecule: messenger RNA, 2086 nt
Organism: Raphanus sativus (radish)
Lineage: Eukaryota; Viridiplantae; Streptophyta; Magnoliopsida; Brassicales; Brassicaceae
Product: glucose-6-phosphate 1-dehydrogenase 1, chloroplastic
Exons: 5
Coding region: 98-1909 (603 amino acids)
Biological process (GO): glucose metabolic process; pentose-phosphate shunt, oxidative branch
Cellular component (GO): chloroplast stroma
Molecular function (GO): glucose-6-phosphate dehydrogenase activity; NADP binding
Source: RefSeq, a predicted model, not a curated record
AUAGAUGAUCAUAUGACAGCCUCACAAAUGAUAAGCGGAGGCAAUCAUCAAAAGUCACAUUUUGAAUUUUUGAAGAAAUAAUCUAAUCUCUCUCUCCAUGGCGACUCAUACUAUGAUCGUUCGUUCCUCAUCUUCAUCCUCUGCUCACGCUGCUUCGUCUCCAGUAAAAGAGACUCUACCACUCUUCACAACUAGAUCUCUCACAUUCCCUCAGAGAAAAUCCUCCUUCUCUCGUCUUCGGUUGAGAUUCUUUGCCGAGAAACUUUCUCAGCUCUAUUCCUCUAAUGGCUGUGCCUCUUUACAAGACUCUGGAGAUAAUCUUACAGAGGAACAUGACACAAAAGAAGAGUCAUCAACAUCAACCACUCUUAGUAUUACAGUGGUUGGAGCCUCUGGAGAUUUGGCCAAGAAGAAAAUAUUCCCUGCAUUGUUUGCUCUCUUUUACGAGGGCUGUCUUCCUCAUGACUUCUCUGUUUUUGGUUAUGCUCGGACCAAACUCACCCAUGAGGAGCUUCGUGUUAUGAUCAGUAGAACCUUAACUUGCCGGAUAGACCAAAGGGAGAACUGUGUGGACAAAAUGGAUCAGUUCUUAAAGAGAUGCUUUUACCAUUCGGGUCAGUAUAACUCGGAAGAAGAUUUUGCAGAACUAAACACCAAGCUCAAAGAGAAAGAGGAAGGAAAGCUAUCAAACAGGCUGUACUAUUUGUCUAUUCCACCAAACAUAUUCGUGGAUGUGGUAAGGUGUGCAAGCCUAAGAGCCUCCUCAGCGAAUGGCUGGACAAGAGUCAUCGUCGAAAAGCCAUUCGGUCGUGACUCCCAAUCAUCUGGAGAGUUAACCAGAUGUCUUAAACAGUAUCUCACAGAGGAGCAGAUCUUCAGGAUUGACCACUAUUUGGGGAAGGAACUCGUUGAGAAUCUCUCGGUGCUUCGAUUCUCAAAUCUUGUUUUCGAGCCUCUUUGGUCAAGAAAUUACAUACGCAACGUUCAGCUCAUUUUCUCUGAAGACUUUGGUACAGAAGGACGCGGAGGUUACUUUGAUCAAUAUGGAAUCAUACGAGACAUCAUGCAAAACCAUCUCUUGCAAAUUCUUGCACUUUUCGCAAUGGAGACGCCUGUGAGCUUAGACGCUGAGGACAUAAGGAGCGAGAAGGUCAAAGUUCUGAGGUCAAUGAAACCGUUACUGCUUCAAGAUAUGGUUGUUGGUCAGUACAAAGGGCAUAGCAAGGGAGGAAAGGCUUAUCCUGGCUAUACAGACGACCCGACAGUUCCCAAAAACAGUCUCACUCCUACGUUUGCUGCCGCGGCUAUGUUCAUCAACAAUGCGAGAUGGGACGGUGUCCCUUUCCUUAUGAAAGCCGGAAAGGCUCUGCAUACGAGAGGUGCAGAGAUCAGGGUUCAGUUCAGACAUGUCCCAGGAAACUUGUACAAGAAGAAUUUCGCCACUGAUUUAGACAAGGCAACUAAUGAGCUGGUCAUCAGAGUUCAGCCUGAUGAAGGUAUAUACCUGAGGAUCAACAACAAAGUGCCUGGUCUCGGAAUGAGACUCGACCGAAGCGACCUUAACCUUCUGUAUCGAUCCAGGUACAUACUUUCUGUUUCUAAUUCUAUUAAUCAAGAAUUUUUCAAUUUUACUCUCUUUUUUUUCCGUGUGUGUGUGGAUAGGUAUCCAAGAGAGAUCCCAGAUGCAUAUGAGAGGCUGCUUCUUGAUGCAAUUGAAGGAGAAAGGAGGUUGUUUAUAAGAAGUGAUGAGUUGGAUGCAGCAUGGGAUCUAUUCACACCGGUGUUGAAGGAGCUCGAGCAGAAGAAAAUAGUUCCUGAGCUGUAUCCAUAUGGGAGCAGAGGUCCUGUUGGCGCACAUUACCUUGCAUCUAAGUACAAUGUAAGAUGGGGAGAUCUUGAAGAUGCUUAAGCUUUUGACUGAAUCCAUGGAUAUUAACAGAUUUUCGUGUUAAUAUGAGACGAGCUAACUCUUCCAUGUGUUGUGAGCUUUUCCAACUGCUAUCAUCAUAUUCGUUACAUAGAUUUUUGCCAAAAAACUAUGUGUGAUUUGUUUCUUUUCAACUAGUACAUUCAUUUUGUUCGAUAA